Gongylonema pulchrum is the source of this 213-nucleotide messenger RNA. The record is from the annotation of a GenBank genome assembly. NCBI's taxonomy places the organism in Eukaryota, Metazoa, Nematoda, Chromadorea, Rhabditida, Gongylonematidae.
AUGUUGCAUAAAUGCGAGGGUAUAACAACUGCAUUUUCCAAAACAUUAUCACUGUCGAAGAAUCUGAUUGCUGAAGGCGGUAUGUUUCAGCACGUUGUCUGGUGGAUACUACUAGCUGCGGUGUUUGGCGAAAAUUUUAAGUGUUAUUGGGAAGGCAAGUUCUACGACGAUCGAGAAGAAUUCGUUAGUUCGUUCAAAUCUAUUUUCGGAUAG